AUGAUGUAUGUGAAAUGGGAGAGUGCAUAAAAUCUAUCUUAAAAUCUAUGUUAUGUUUUGCUGUAAAUCGUUAUGGCACGGCUCAGAAAAAACUCCAGAGCGGAGUAACGAGCGAGUCGUUAUUUAGAAGUACAUGUUUCUACAUCCCACGCACUGUAACUCUCCUCUCUCUCCCUGAGCUUUAAGCGUACUGUCGGGCAAAACCUCACACACCGCGCACACACACAUACACACGUACACAAUCCUCUGCCUCAUGUUGUGUACAGUACUUCACUUAAACUGGUAUGAAAAUGACAUACAAAAAAUAUUACGUUGUUGUAUUGUCGAUUUUCUCUCAGUUUGAGUCAAGAGUCAAUAACAGGAUACGUACCCUUUGUGUGGGUCUCUCGUUACCCCUGACAGGUCUUGGUACUGUAGUCCACCCACAGUGACUGCUAGGGGCACUAUCACACAUUUGUUUGCCUAUGAAAUAUAUGAAGUUCAUUAUGUUUAGGGCAGCAAGAGGUAGGGAGUCAUUAGUGCCAAACACCAUUUGCACACAAAAAAGAGAGAAAAUAAAAUACUGGAAAGUGGUGCAGUUUGUAAGCUAAUAGGGUUCAGGUGCUGUCAAGGAUGCAGUCUCACUCUGCACGCGAUGGUCAUUAACUAGACGGCCAUACAAGAGCAAGAACAGAUAGAGGAGGCUGGGCUUCCCCCUCUCUCUCUCUCUCUCUCUCUCUCUCUCUCUCUCUCUCUCUCCUCCUCUCUCUCUCUCUCCUCCUACCCUCUCGUCCUCGCUCUUCUCUCGUCCCUUCUUCGAUAUAUAUAGAUAAUCUCACAUCUCGCCUAUCGUCUCUCUCAUCUCCACUUUCUCUACUCCGCGUCUAUCAGUCUUAGCGAUCUCCGCCAUCUCCCGAGCUUCCCGACUACGACUCUCCGUCACGCGCCACGUCUCCGGUCUCUUCUAUUUCUGCUUGGGUUAAAACCAUACUCUAGUUCUCCUCUAUCCAGCUUCUCUCUCCUCUCUCCCUCGCCUUCUCCUCUCCUCUCUUUCCCCUCCCCUCGCUCUCUCUCUCCUCCCUCCCUCGCUCUCUCUCUCCUCCCUCCCUCGCUCUCUCCUCUAGUGUAAAGGGUAUGAAUCAUGGCUCCAUGGCUCUGUCUGGGAAACAUCAGCCGUUAAAAGGGGGAUGAGCUAGUCACACGGCAGUCGGUGUGUGUUCCUAUACUAUACACCAGAGGUGGAGGGAGGGAGGGAGGUAGAGGCGUGGUAAAGAGGGAGGUAAUAAUAAUAAUAAUAAUAUGCCAUUUAGCAGACGCUUUUAUCCAAAGCGACUUACAGUCAUGCGUGCAUACAUUUUUUUAGUGUAUGGGUGGUCCCGGGGAUCGAACCCACUACCUUGGCGUUAUAAGCGCCGUAGAGAGGUACAGUACAGUACAACACAGCUGAACUGCACUAUAGGUGGCUUGUAUGGGGAUCUACAUGUAUGUGUGCAAGUAGACUUUUUGGGGUUGAACAUUUCCUCUUUGGUGUGACAGGAAGCCGUUUAUCCUGGGUGUCAUAUUAUUGUACCUGUACUGUAGCAGUCCAAGAGAGGCCCUGCUCUGCAGUGAUUAGCUGUGCAUGCUUUCACAGACACUUCUGUAUACUGGUUGAACAUCUGCAAGCGUAUUAUAUAUUUCAUACACACAGCCUUUUACCCUUUACAUUAUUUAUUUAUUUUUUGUAAAUUUUUUAGUCAUUUAGCAGACGCUCUUAUCCAGAGCGACUUACAGUUAGUGAGUACAUAAUGAUUUUUUUUUUACAGCCUUUUGCCCUUUAACCUUUUGGCAGGUAGCUCGGACCUGGUCAUUCACACGCAUACACACGCACGCACACACACACAUACACACACACACACACACAAACUACUGUCGCCUAAGCACAUCAUCAACAAAGCAUCCAGAAUCGAUCAAGCCGUCCUUCCACCGCCUGAUGACAUUACAGUGAGACAACCAGGGCCAAAUAGAGAGAGUUCGUAUGGGUUCCAAAUGGCACCCAAUUCCUUAUAUAUAAUGUACUACUUUUGACCAGAGCUCCAUGGGCCCUGGUCAAAAGUAGUGCACUUUAUAGGGAAUAGGGUGCCAUUUGGAACCCAUACGAACUCUCUCUCUUUGGCCCUGGAGUGUUGUCUCACUGUAAUGUGAUUAUUCUGGACGCCUUGUUGAUGAUGUACACUACAUAUCCCAUUACUGUCACACUGGGAUGAUAUAUAUAUAUAUAGACCGUGCUCAUCCAUUAGGUGCCCAGACCAUCCCUGGCUCCCUGGUGGUGGGUGGGUAGAUUGAAUUCACCUUGAAAUUAGAGACCUUUUAUGGUUCUGUUUGGUCCUACAGGAGACUGACUGGUGGGUUGACCUUCUAAUGCUAAAAUAAUGAUGAGACUAGACUGCUGCCCUCCGCCAAGUGUGGACAGCUGUGGUCGGCGGACCGGCUGUCUGCCCUGGGGUGUUUUGGUGGGGGUGGGGGGUGUGUGUGUGUGUGUGUGUCUGUUUUACACUCGACUCUCUCUUCGUCACUAGGUUGAGUAGCGAUGACUUGAACGUGAGAGUGCCAACUUGAAGGGAUAUGUUGGCAUUCCACUAGUAUUGGAAACAUUCAAAAGAGAAUAUAAAUGGAAUAUUUUGUUUUGAAGUAAAUGAAGAGAAAUGAUGACAUGCGUAUCAUCAAACGAAGUGCCAUAGCAAAGUACAUAGAUGGUGUAUGAUGGUCAGUGACAGGCAAUCAUUAGGAAAGAGCAACUGGAGCUAGAUGACUCCAAAGCCUCUAAUCAUAGGCUACUCUCCAUAAUAUUCACUGGCAGCAGUAGGAAUGUCAUUUGAAUGGUAAUUCAGUCCUGAUCGAUUGAGUUCUGCGGGCCGGGCAGAGUUCUGCUGUACAGUCCUAUGCUGACCAAACCACUUCAGACCAUUCUCAUUUCUAGACUCUGUGACUCCCGUCCAUUUCCAGCUCUCUGGGCUACAGUCAGCCAGUCAGUCAGGAGAGAAUAGAGGAAUGUGGUAUUGCUGUUGCUGCUAUCUGACCAGCCAAGUGGCAAUUUUGCGGCCUUGUCUGUUUUCCUCGUUUGGCCUCCCCUCUGCGGAGGCCUGUGUGUGUGUGUGUUAUGUGUGUGUGUGGCCGUGCAUGUGUGUGUGGACUGGGCUGAGCCAGCCCUCCAGUCAUUCCUUUGCUGUGUAGUCAGAGCUUCACGUCAGUGUCGAGGUUAACCCCACAGACCGAGGGACCAGGCCGCAGAUGUUCUGAUAGGGAAGUCGAAGCACGUUGAUUGGUUAAACCCUGUGAACUGUUCCAAGGGUUUGGUUUGGUCUCUGUGCUCCAGUAACAGCAGCAGGAUACGGAGCAGCCAGACACAGCUAGUCCUUCCAGGGCUGGCUCCCUUUACGUGGGACAGGCAACUGCUAUACUGGAGUUCUGGGCCCGUAUUCAUAAAGUGUCUCAGAGUAGGAGAGCUUUUAUAGGAUCCGGUCCUCCCUGUCCAUAUAAUCGUAUUCAUUAUGAUCUAAAAGCAGCAGGUAGCUUAGUGGUUAAGAGCGUUGUGCCAGUAACCGAAAGGUCGCUGGUUCUAAUCCCUGAGCCGACUAGGUGAAAAAUCUGUAGAUGUGCCCUUGAGCAAGGCACUUAACCCUAAUUGCUCCUGUAAGUCACUCUGGAUAAGAGCGUCUGCUAAAUAACAAAAAAUAAAUAAAUUUAAAAUAAAUAAAAGGCAACAUUUAUCCAAAUCAGCACUCUGACGCUGAGACUCUGUGAAUAUGAACCCUGGCCCAUAUUCUCUCUAGUUGGUUCGCUGAAUUAAACAUCGGUCUCCCUGGUCCACUGUUCACAUGCAUGUAUAUAAUGCAUAUGCCAUUUAGCAGAAAUGUUUAUCCAUCCAAAGUGACUUAGUCAUGCAUGCAUACAUACAUUUUACGUACAGUGCUCCCAGGAAUCAAAACACUAUUCUGGCAUUGCAAGCGCCAUGCUCUACUAACUGAGCUAUAGGACCACAGUCAUGACCCAGUGAUGAGCCCUUGUUGUCAGCCCAAAUAGAAACACUGUCUUCUCUUCCUCCCGUAGUCAUUAUAAGAACAAACAUGGGAAAGUAACCAUACCGCAUAGCCACAUAGUGUACAUGUCUGCCAAACCCUGAAACUGUGCUCUCUCUCUUCCUCUCGUCCCUCUCUCUCUCUCUAUCUCUCUCUCUCUCUCCAUCCUAACCCUGAUGUAUGCUACGUAGUUAAGUACUCUGCAAUUUACUGGGCCAUAUCGAUAGGCCGUCGUCCUUUUAAGUGGUUUGCCUUUGGCUUUGCAUUUCCCCCAAAAUUAUCUCCCAACAUCUGUGUCCUGUGGGAAAGGUAUUUUGGGUUUUUGUUGCUGGAAAGAAACACUGUUGUUUUUGUUCUUCUCUCUCUCUCUCUCUCUCUCUCUCUCUCUCUCUCUCCUCUCUCUCCUCUCUCUCUCCUCUCUCUCUCUCUCUCUCUCUCUCUCUCUCUCUCUCUCUCUCUCUCCCUCUCGAUUUCUCUCUCUCCCUCUCUUUAUCUUUAUUUUUCUUCUUGUGAUACAGAGGGCUUGAUAACGGCUGAGGAUCCAGAAAUAGCAUUAGCUGCUGCCUGUAGCUCACAACACACACAGGAAAUGACUGGGCGCCCCACCCAGCCUGCAGCCGACCGUACCUCAGGGGCAGAGCUUGCUCCAGGCUAGCCUAUACAGCAACCAUACACUCCAGCUAGCGCCAAUGUAGGAUAUAGCAGUCAGCCACAUGCUCUCAGGCCAUACCUCAGAGCCAGGGUUAGCUCUGUACUAUAGCCUAAUGUUUGCCUGGCUACCCAUACUCCUUACACGCCCACAGACAUUAGUUUCUUCUCCGCGUUGAGUCUGGAUCUGAGUACCUUCCCGAUUCCUUCACCGAAUGCGAACACAUUCAGGGCCGUGUGAUUGGUCCAGAAACCGAUGGCUUAGGCUAGAGCCAGAACACACGUGGGUAAAGCGGUGGUUUGAAAAUUAGUAAUUGGCUUUGAUACUCUGAUUGGUUUGAGACGAUCCAAUCGCUGUUGACUUUGUUUUGUACAACACCCCUCGCGCCCCUCGUCGCCACGAACUACUAAAGUAUGUAGCGAACGACAGAGCAGCAUAAGAAUUUAGUGUGAAUUGUCAGGCUAGCCUAAUGUAGCCUACAGCAGCCACUCGCUCUAGCUAGCUCUGGGCUAGCCAAUGUACAGCAGCCACACACUCACAUUCCAAUUGGGAAAUGUCUAACUUAUAGCAAGGUACUAUGAGCGUCACUUAUCUCUGUGAUUGGAGGAAUUUGUGUUGGUGAAGCAGCCCCCAUCAAGCCUUCUGACAGGACCAACCAGCCCUCCAGACCCAGUCCAAGCUGUAGUUCAGGCUGAACAACAUGCUUUAUUGAUUUAAGAUCUGUGGUGAAGGAAGAGAAAGCCCCUGGCUCGUUCGGCCCUCAUCAGAAGUGGCUGAGCACAGUGGGUGUGUUGUGUCGAGCCGGGUAUGAGGGCCGAGGGGAGGCUGAGAGUGGGAACAAGGAGGCUCUUGUUCUGGUCUGGAGCUACAGACGGGAAAGGGGAAGGGGAGAGAGGGGAAGGACUAGAGCCCUAGGGUUCAGUCUGGACUGCAGUCUGGAGUAUGAUGGAGUCAGUCACAGCCUAUGUCCAGACAGUCACAAUCCAGAGCCCAGAGAAAGACGGUGAGAGUAGACUCUCGCCAGUGUGUCCGGCUCCAGUAUGUACGGCUAUUUGUCACUGUCUGUCUCCUCGAUUUGUUUGUCUCCUUCUCUCUCACUCUGUCUUUGUCUGUCUGUCUGCCUCUCUCUCUCAAUUCAAUUUCAAUUUCAAUUUAAGGGCUUUAUUGGCAUGGGAAACGUGUGUUAACAUUGCCAAAGCAAGUGAAGUAGAUAGUAAACAAAAGUGAAAUAAACAAUAAAUAUUAACAGUAAACAUUACACUCAGAAGUUUCAAAAGAAUAAAGACAUUUCAAAUGUCAUAUUAUGUAUAUAUACAGUGUUGUAACAAUGUGCAAAUAGUUAAAGUACAAAUGGGAAAAUAAAUAAACAUAAAUAUGGGUUGUAUUUACAAUGGUGUUUGUUCUUCAACUGGGUUGCUCCCUUUUCUUGUGGGCAAAAAGGUCACAAAUCUUGGCAGGCUGUCUCUCUCCUCAUCUCUCUCUCUCAUAUAUAUAGGAAUCUCUACUCAUAUAUCGCUCUAUUCUCUAGCUUACUCUAUCUGCCUCUCUCUCUCGUUUCUCUAUAUAGCUAUCUCUCUAUCUCUCUCGCUCUUCUCUCUCGCUCUAUUUCUCUCUCUCUCUUCUGCCUCUCUCUCUGCUCUUCUCUCUCCUCUCUCUUCUCUGCUUCUAUCUCUCUCUUAUAGUUGCUCUCGCUCUCUCUCUCUUUCUCUAUCUGCUUCUCUCUCUAUCCUCUCUCUCUCUCUCUUCUCUCUCUCUCUCUCUCUCUCUCUCUCUCUCUCUCUCUCUCUCUCUCUCUCUCUCUCUCUCUCUCUCUCUCUCUCUCUCUCUCUCUCUUUCGAUUCUGACCUAAUUUAAGAAGUCCACCUUUGAGAUAUUAGACUAAUGGACAGAAAUAGUCGCCGCUCAUCCGACAAUUCUGAAAACAAUUGGCUUUGUCUGCUGCUCUGCUUUUAGUGGACGCAAACAUAGAUUAGAGGCCUGGCUGUGGACAUCUGGAGUAUGUCUCAAGUCUCCAGUUGAAGCAUAUGAUGUACACACCCGCACUUAGUCCCCUAUAAGCCUUGCUCUCUGUCAGGGCUUCUCCUGGGGAUGAAAACAAAUGAACAAGGGAAGGAGAAAAUGGAGUUAGACAAAUGGGGAGGUAGAUCUUAUAAUCCCAUCUAUUAAGUCUGGAGUCAAAGUUAAGUCCCAAAUGAGCCCAAAGCCAAUCCUGGCUGACACACAGACACAUGCAAGCAAGCACAUGCACACACACAAAGACACACACACCAUAUGUUCUACUAUCCUUGUGGGGACCUACAAUUGAUUUCUAAACCCUAACCCUAACCUUAACUCCAACUUUAAAUCCUAACCCCUAACCCUAACCCUAAUUCUAACCCAUAUCCUAAUUGUAACCCUAAACCAAACCCCUAAGCUUAAAAAGCCUUUUUCCUCGUGGGGACUAUCCUUUACUAUCCUUGUGAUGACUUUUGGGGAUUUCCGGUACCGACGAGGAUAGUAAUACAAGUCCAGACACACACACACACACACAUACAAACACACACACACACACACACAUACACACCACACACAGCAACAACAGCAGGGGUUGGAGAGAAUGAAGGAGAGCUGCCUUAGGGGCUGGAGUUUAGUCUGUUGGCUUGGAAGAAGAAGAAAAAAGAAGAAGAAGAUUGUUACAGAGUUACAGACGUUAGCAGAGAGCAUGUCAACAAAAUCUUUGAGAAGUGAGUUCCAUGCUGCGUUCUCCCACUGUCCGCCGCAUAUUGCUUUCAGGUUUGUGUGCCGGUGUGAAGUUAUGUUUCUCUUUCUGUUCUGUUUUGCAGCGACCAUGAAGAAAGGCAGUCCAGGGUGGGGGGUGGAGAGAGCGCUGGGGUACGGAGGGAAUGGACAGCUCACUCUAGCGAAGACCACAACCACCACAACCUCUGUGGAUGGGGUCAAGUUCUCCGAGGGAAACCUUCUGCUCCAGGUAUACAGUGUGUGUACUGUCUGUCUGUCUGCCUGUCUGUCUGUCUCUCCCCGCCAGCCCGAGGCCUCUUUCUCCCUCUGGGGUUUACCUGAGGAAGUUUAGCUGACGUGAGGGGCAAGCACCAACCUGUCCCCCAGCUCACACACACUAUAUGAUGCCUCUCAUACCCAUCUACAUGUAAACAAAACAACCUCACUCCUUCCCCUCCAGUUAUACGAAAAGCAAUUUGUUUUACGUCGUGACAUGACCGAAGCUCCUCCACCUCACCGAGAGUGGGAUUAGGGAUUACUGUCUCACGUCAUCAGCCUAUAUAUCAUGCAUACUGUAUGCCAUAGAUAUAGAACCCCUGUAUACAGUCUCGAACAAAUAUGCUCGAUUAUAAACACUUUGAUAUUUCAACAACCUCCAUAUAACCUCUCAUAUAUGUAUGUUCAAUGCCACCAAAGGAGACAAAAAUAAGUGCAUUCAACCACUUGUGUAUGUACACAAAUGGAGUCAUCCUCUUGGAGUAAACACCCAGAUUCCCUCCCCUCCUGACUAAAUCCUGAGUUUGACGCUCUCAUUUCAUUACCCAUGGGCAAUGCCUCUGACAGUGCUGUCCCAUUUCUCAGUGGGGGCUAAUGCUAGUAGUGUUAGCGUGCUGUCCCAUUUCUCAGUGAGGGCUAUGCUAGUCCUCAUUAGCAUUAGCUUUAGUGCUAAAGAUAACCAUCGCCAUCUCCAGGGAGGUCUCACCACUGACCACACACAGCCCUAUUCUCUCCAGUAGGGACUGGUCUAAUGGAGGAUGGCGCUAGACUGAUUUAUGACUGAUUCUCAGCGUUGAUAGUUUGGUAAUGCUGGGAAGUUUGUAGUUUUGUCUUGACUGUCUUCCUCAGUCUCUGUCCUGGUGACUGCAGUAAUUCCCCACAGGGAACAAACGCAGCUCUUAUGAGACACAAUUGUGUGUGUGUGUGUGUUUUUUUUUUGUGUGUGUAGGCCUAGACACCAGACAAAGACUCAUGGGGGCAGUUGUUUCACUGUGUUUCACUAUGUGGUUGAUUCACCAUGCAAAAAACUUGUUCAGUGCAAUCUGGGAGCAUAUAUCAUGAAGAUGUUACAAACUACAUUAUCGUCUUGUUGUCCUGUAGUCUUUCUCAGGAAAUAAUUAGAGUAGGUCUGUUAGAAUCACUAACUAUUACCCUCAAACACACACACAGUGGUGUAAAGUACUCAUUUUGAAUGCUUAGCAGGAUAGGAAAAUGGUCCAAUUCACACACUUAUCAAGAGAACAUCCCUGGUCAUCCCUACUGUCUCUGAUCUGGUGGACUCACUGAACACAAAUGCUUCAUUUGUAAAUGAUGUCUGAGUGUUGGAAUGUGCCCAUGGCUAUCUGUAUUUGUUGAAAUAAAAUGUAUGUAUUGUGCCGUCUGGUUUGUUUAAUAUAAGCAAUUUGAAAUGACUUAGACUUUUACUUGUGAUACUUAAGUAUAUUUUUGCAAUUACAUGUACUUUUGAUACUUAAGUAUAUUUAAAACCAAAUACUUUUAGACUUUUACUCAAGUAGUUGUUUACUGGUUGACUUUCACUUUUACUUGAGUCAUUUUCUAUUAAGGUAUCUUUACUUUUACUCAACUUUGACAAUUGGGUACUUUUUCCACCACUGCGCAGACACACCAAUACUUUUGCAUGUAUUCCUAAACCUGGUAGCUAAUGUCUGUGUGUUAAAUGCUGAAAAUUUGCAGCAGCUUCCAGUAAAUCCAGAUAUAACAAAGGCCCUUUAUUGUGAAACCAAAAUGCAGGACCUCUCGUCACUAGUCUAUCUCUCUCUCUCUGUGUUGUUCUAUCGCUAUCUGUGUCUCUCUCUCUAUCUCUCUAUCUGUUGUCUCUCUCUCUUCUCUCUCUCUCUCUCUCUGUGUGUUGUUCUCUCUCUCUCUCUCUCUCUCUCUCUCUCUCUCUCUCUCUCUCUCUCUCUCUCUCUCUCUCUCUCUCUCUCACACACACACACACUCACACUCUCUGGUGGUCUAUUGUUUACAGGGUCCAGGAUCCUGUGCGUGACAAGAAGCUAUAUUCCCCACCGCUCCGUUCUAUUGUCACGUUUAACACCUGAACAAAGGCAUGGCUAAUUACAUGGGAUGUUUACCCAAACCUGAACACACACACAUACAUACACACACACACACACACGCACACACACACACCAUGGCUACUUCUCCCUCCUUCAACUGUAUGCACAGCCGACCAGAUUUCCCCCUCUAAUUUAUAAUUUGAAUCCUUUAUUGCCCCUUAUCAUUCACUACGUCAUGGAAUUAAUAAUUAUUUAUUUCAGUUUAAGUCUAUUUGCCCAUCUUUAUGUUGAAUAACUAAGUGUGUCUUGUUUGACGUAUGAAGUAUGAACAUAUGUUAAGUUCAUAAUAAUAUAAUACUAUUAAGUUCAUAAAUAGCAAGUUCAUAGUGUGCAUUUUUGUCUGACUGUGCCUCUCUGUGUCUCUAGGCCCUGAAUGGCUUUGUGCUGGUGGUCACGGCGGAGGGAUACGUGUUCUACUCCUCUCCUACUGUUCAGGACUACCUAGGCUUCCACCAGGUGAAAUAGGGCCUUUUGACACACACUGACUGACACACAGACAGUGUACCCACAUUAUGCAUAUACUGUUUAUAAAUGUGUUAUGAACGGGUUAUUCAGGUGUUAUGAAGACCCUAUGUAGGUACCGUUCAAGUCACCUCAUUGCAGCCGUAUCACAUAGCUAGCUGAUGGCAUCCUACAUGUUAGCUUAUAGCAGCUCAUAUCAACUACCUAGCUAACUACGCCAUCAUAUGUACACUAAAGAGAAAUGUCAAUAUUGACACAGCUGAAUAAUUUGCUGGCCAGCUGACCUUGUUGGACAUUCUAAUGUGACCCCUGAACUUUAACAGUAAUCUGUCAAAAAGCCUAGUAUCCCCAUAGCAUAUCAGUCAUAACUGAGGAAGCAAGGCUAUAAUCGGAAGCAGAAGUGCGUAGAGUUGAGAGUCAUAUGCCCUUGGCUUUCCUUUAUACAGACCACAUUUAAAUGGAUGUGUUUAUAAGUCAGAAGUUCAUCGGCAAACAAACUCCAAACUCUCGUUCCGUGCACACACACAUCAUUCCCAGAGAGAGACCUUGACUGAGGCCAAGAGUUUUAGGAAGCCUAAGGGAGAUAGAGGAAAGAGAGAGAGCAUCUAAACUUGUCUCACACAGCUCUCUCAGUCAGAACUACGUUCCCUGCAUUUCUUCAUUGCGGAGCGAUUAAUGGAUCGAAGGGAAGAGGAAAACACAUGAGUCAUGUGUUCUGGGAAUAAUACAGUGUAGCGUGACUGCCGCUUGGUAUAUUGGUCCCAGAAGCACUGCUUGCCCUCUGUGCAAGACGAUGCAUGAACCCGGGUCAUUGGCCCAUAAACACACUUACAGUACACACACAUAUACACUCUCACAGCCAGGGGUGAACGUAUGGCGUCCCGGCAAAAUUCUAUGAUUCGGCCCAUAAGCGUGUGCACACAUAGGAGGUGUCGUACUGGGAAGAAAUUACAUCUACGUUCACCCCUGCUUACAGUACAUACUCACUCAUACACACACACAGUGCAUGGCUGGGUCACUAGCCUAAAGACAGACGUUACACUGCAGGAGAGAGGCUCUAAUGAAUAUGUUGAUGACUCAUGCCCCAAACACCAAUGCACGCACACACGUACGCACACACGCACCCACAGAGAGUCCUCUUGGAAUAUGGGGGUUGUUUGUGCCUCUGCACCUGGUGAGAUUUGCUCUUUAACGAGAGAUGCAGAACCCAUCCCACUCUUUUCCUCUUCCCACAAAACACUGAAUGAAGCAGACAUUAUUAUUUGGGCUUCCAAACCACUAGAGGGCAGCACCUGUUAGUUGUAAUUCCCAGGUGACAUUUGGAAAUGACUGAAUCUCAUGCACUUCAUAUAGUCCUCUCUAGUCUGUACUGUAGUUACUGUAUAUCAUCUUUUACACUCUUGUCUCCCUCUUUGACCUGUCUCCCACAGUCAGACGUGGUCCACCAGAGUGUGUUUGAGUUGAUCCACACUGACGACAGGGCCUUGUUCAGACGUCAGCUCCACUUCGCCCUAAACCCCAACCAGUUUGAUACAGAGCCAGGGAAAACAGAGAGUGAGUAAUACACUAUGUUAGUACACUAGUCUGCUAUGUUAGUACACUAGUCUGCUAUGUUAGUACACUAGUCUGCUAUGUUAGUACACUAGUCUGCUAUGUUAGCACACUAGUCUGCUAUGUUAGUACACUAGUCUGCUAUGUUAGUACACUAGUCUGCUAUGUUAGUACACUAGUCUGCUAUGUUAGCACACUAGUCUGCUAUGUUAGUACACUAGUCUGCUAUGUUAGCACACUAGUCUGCUAUGUUAGCACACUAGUCUGCUAUGUUAGUACACUAGUCUGCUAUGUUAGUACACUAGUCUGCUAUGUUAGUACACUAGUCUGCUAUGUUAGUACACUAGUCUGCUAUGUUAGUACACUAGUCUGCUAUGUUAGCACACUAGUCUGCUAUGUUAGCACACUAGUCUGCUAUGUUAGCACACUAGUCUGCUAUGUUAGUACACUAGUCUGCUAUGUUAGUACACUAGUCUGCUAUGUUAGUACACUAGUCUGCUAUGUUAGCACACUAGUCUGCUAUGUUAGCACACUAGUCUGCUAUGUUAGUACACUAGUCUGCUAUGUUAGUACACUAGUCUGCUAUGUUAGUACACUAGUCUGCUAUGUUAGUACACUAGUCUGCUAUGUUAGUACACUAGUCUGCUAUGUUAGUACACUAGUCUGCUAUGUUAGUACACUAGUCUGCUAUGUUAGUACUCACCCUGGUUUUCGAUUGCCUAUGCCAGGGGUGUCGAACUCAUUCCACGGCGGGCCGAGUGUCUGCGGGUUUUGGGUUUUUCCUUUCAAUGAAGACCUAGACAUCCAGGUGAGGGGAGUUCCUUACUAAUUAGUGACCUCAAUUCAGCAAUCAGGUACAAGGGUGGAGUGAAAACCCACAGACACUCGGCCCUCCGUGGAAUGAGUUUGACACGUGGCCUAAGCCAACAUUUGUGGAAAGAUUUGAUAUUGCUUGAAAAAAGUUAUUCAGCUAACUGUUGUAUAGUUAGCUGAAUAACUGGUAGCCUGGCUGUUAAGAGCAUUGGGCCAGUAACCGCAAGGUCGCUGGUUCGUAUCCCAGAGCCACCUUGGUGGAAAAUCUGCCGAUGUGCCAUUGAGCAAGGCACUUAACCCUAAUUGCUCCUGUAAGUCGCUCUGUAUUAGAGCAUCUAAUAAAUGACUAAAAUAUAAAAGAUAUAUAAAUAUACUUGUAACUGUGUGUACUGUAGGCCUGCAGCCUACCAACAGCAGUGACAUCACAAGCAACAUAGUGAGCUACGACCCGCAGCACAUUCCCCCUGAGAACUCUUCCUUCCUGGAGAGGAGCUUCGUCUGUCGCUUCCGCUGUCUCCUGGACAACUCCUCUGGCUUCCUGGUACAGUAAACUAACAGUCCAAGCUCACACGACAAGAGGCCUAACUUCUACAGAUUAACUUUGUAUUAGUAACUUAGUAGUAGUGGUUAAAAUAUGACUUUUGCCUCCACAGAAUGAGACAAUUUAAGAAAAACAAAAACAGUACAAUAUAUAUAUAUAAGACAUACCUUAAUGUAGUUUUAAUUAUGAUUUCUGUUUAUCCUCAUGUGAUCACACAGAUUGAGAAGUCCUUUCCUCCUUAUUUUGUUGUGUCUUCAACUACAGGCCCUGAACUUCCAUGGGCGUCUGAAGUACCUCCAUGGCCAGAACAAGAUGUCAGACGGUGGAACCAUGGACCACCCCCAGCUGGCCCUGUUCGUGGUGGCUACCCCCAUCCAGACCCCCUCUAUCCUGGAGAUCAGGACCAAGACACUCAUCUUCCAGACCAAACACAAGCUGGACUUCACCCCCAUGAACGUUGAUACAAGGUAACACUCCCAUCCAGUGUUAUUAAAAGUAUGUGGACACCCCUUCAACUUAGUGGAUUCGGCAAUUUCAGCCACACCCGUUGCUGACAGGUGUAUAAAAUCGAGCACACCGCCAUGCAAUCUCCAUAGACAAACAUUGGCAGUAGAAUGGCCUGUACUGAAGGGCUCAGUGACACCGUCAUAGGAUGCCACUUUACCAACAAGUCAGUUCGUCACAUUUCUGCCCUGCUAAAGCUGCCCCGGUCAACAGUAAGUGCUGUUAUUGUGAAGUGGAAACGUCUAGGAGCAACAGCGGCUCAGCCGUGAAGUGGUAGCCCACACAAGCUCACAGAACAGGACCGCCGAGUGCUGAAGCACGUAGCGCGUAAAAAUCAUCUGUCCUCGGCUGCAACACUCACUACCGAGUUCCAAACUGCCUCUGGAAGUAACGUCAGCACAAGAACUGUUCGUCGGGAGCUUCAUGAAAAGGGUUUCCAUGGCCGAGCAGCCGCACACGAGCCUAAGCUCGCCGCCAUUGGACUCUGAAGCAGUGGAAAGGCGUUCUCUGGAGUGAUGGAUCAUGCUUUACCAUCUGGCAGUCCGACGGAUGAAUCUGGGUUUGGCGGAUGCCAGGAGAACGCUACCUGCCCCAAUACAUAGUGCCAACUGUAAAGUUUGGUGGAGGAGGAAUAAUGGUCUGGGGCUGUUUUUCAUGGUUCAGGCUCCUUAGUUCCAGUGAAGGGUAAUCUUAAUGCUACAGCAUACAAUGACAUUCUAGACGAUUCUGUGCUUCCAACUUUGUGACAACAGCUUGGGGAAAGCCCUUUCCUGUUUCAGCAUGACAAUGCCCCCGUGCACAAAGUGAGGUCAAUACAGAAAUGGUUUGCCAAGAUCGAUGUGGAAGAACUUCACUGGCCUGCACAAAGCCCUGACCUCAACCCCAUCGAACACCUUUGGGAUGAAUUGGAACGCCGACUGCGAGCCAGGCCUAAUUACCCAACAUUAGUGCCCGACCUCACUAAUGCUCUUGUGGCUGAAUGGAAGCAAGUCCGCGCAGCAAUGUUUCAACAUCUAGUGGAAAGCCUUCCCAGAAGAGUGGAGGCUGUUAUAGCAGCAAAGGGGGGACCAACUCCAUAUUAAUGCCCAUGAUUUUGGAAUUAGAUGUUCGACGAGCAUGUGUCCACAUACUUUUGGCCAUGUAGUGUAUUUAUAACUUAAAGAUAAUGUUAAUCCUUUGUGUGCGUUAUAGCAUUUAUAUUAAUUUCUAAAUCAUUUAUAAGCAUUUGUAAUGACUUAUUCAUGAACGUUAUUAUGAAUUGUAACCACAAACUUUUUAGUAAGCAGAGAAGAAAACAAUUAUUUCUAAUGUUAUUCCUCCUGUGUGUUAUUGUGUCUCAGAGGGAAGGUGGUUCUGGGCUACACUGAGCUGGAGUUGUGUGUGAGAGGCUCUGGAUACCAGUUCAUUCACGCUGCUGACAUGAUGUACUGUGCCGACAACCAUGUCAGAAGUAAGUAGUUAUCACGUUUCCAAAUCAAUAUUACAACUUUCCUCUUUGAAUGUAUGAAUUAACUAACGAAUGAAUGAAUGGAUUCAUGAAUGAAUAACUGAACUAACGAAUGGAUUAAAGAAUGAAUGAAAUAAACUAACUAAUGAGUUCUCCAUAUUUGCUGUACCCAACCCUACUGUUGACAGUUUCCUUGUGUAUGUUUCCCUUCUUUAGUGAUAAAGACAGGUGAGAGUGGUCUGACAGUGUUCAGGCUCCUGGCCAAGACUGGUGUGUGGGUCUGGGUACAGGCUAAUGCCAGGCUGGUCUACAAGGGAGGGAGGCCUGACUUCAUCAUGGCCAGACAGAGACCGUUAUCGUGAGUAGAGUCAUCAUCUGGACAUCAAAUUCAAGAUUACUCUGCGCUGUACUCUACUGUACUCUAUUUUAUUCCAACACUCCCCUUUUUAUUCCUCAAGAAAUGAGGAGGGUGAGGAGCAGCUUCGCCAGCGGAGACUCCAGCUGCCCUUUAACUUUGCCACUGGGGAGGCUGUUCUCUACGAGGUGGGCCCCUCUCUGGACAUAGCUGACAUUCCAACCCAGAGCAAGGGCCCUAAGGUCAGGAAGAUGGCCGAAGAAAUGGCCCUGGACCCUGACUCCCUGCUGGGCUCCAUGCUGAAGCAGGACCAGGCCGUCUACAUGCAGGUACAGCAAUUUACUCUGUUUUACCGUAUUCCCUAUAUUAUGCAUUACUUUUGACCAGGGCCAAUAGGUCUCUGGUCAAAAGUAGUGUACUAUGUAGGGAAUAGGUUGCCAUUUUGGACACAGACAAUGUAAGGGAUGGGUCUCUAAGGAUGAAUUGACACGAAAAUAAAAAUUCAUUUAUUCAUUUAUUUAUUCAUUCAUUUAUUCAAUCAUUCAUCCAUGCAGACCAGCCCCAGCGAGCCCUCCAGCAAGCUCCCCAACCCUCUGGAGCUGUGCUCCUGGGAAGACCAGGCCUUCAGAGACAGCCACGCUCUGGCCAAUGUGCCUGGUGAUUCCUGGCAGUCCCAGACCCACACAAUGCCCAAGCCGGACGUGAGCGUCCAGGACAUGAUGGAAACACUGCAGCAGAUCAUCGGGGACAACAGCCUGUGUUCCAGGUUUGACUUCUACUAUAAUAUAAAUCAUAUAAAUUAAUAAAAAACAAUAGUAGAUUAUAAAAUCUAACAACACUAUCAUGACUAGCAAAAAUGUUUUGCGUGUCAGAGUGCAGUAUUUAUUUAGUUUCAUAGCACAAACAUUUGUUAGCACGUUUCUCACACUGGCUUUAGCCACGGAGGGAGCAGGCCUGCCCAGGCAAGUGCAGGGGGGUUGCCUAGCAACACGUCCCUGGGGGGAGUCAACAUCUGCAUAGCGCUACAAAUUUGUGAAGUUGUUCAGACCAAACAGCUAACGUGACAGCUAAAAUGGCUUUGAAAAAAUACGAUUUCAGCUAAUAGGAAGACAUAUAUAACAGAAUAACUGCAUUGUAGUGUUCACUAAUCAUAAACUAUUUACACAUAAUGGAAGUAUGGGUACAUUUACAUUUUAGUCAUUUAGCAGACGCUCUUAUCCAGAGCGACUUACAGUUAGUGCAUACAUUUUUUAUUUUAUUUUUUCAUACUGGUCGUCCGUGGGAAACGAACCCACAACCCUGGCGUUGCAAACGCCAUGAUAUACCAACUGAGCUACACGGGACAAAACUUACUCAACCAUUAUUUCUUCAACUAGAUGCAUCAUCAUAUUUUUCUCCCCAAAUGAUAACCUAAAAUAUUUCUAAUUACUAAUGAGUAAAAGUGUAGUAGUCUUAGUGUAAUUAUUUGUGAUUAAAUAUGUGAUCUAACUGCCCCACAGUCCAAAGUAAGGUUGAUCAGACCAGAUAUUUUAAUAUAUUGAACUUUGACUAUAUUUCACCUCUUCACUUAAGUUAAAUGUUUAAACUUCUUGCACUACCACAAAAAUACUUUAAAAGAGCUGAAGCAAGUCACACAAUUUUUUUAAAUGGAAAAUUACCAUAUAUUUUCUAGUAUUUAUUAUAUCUAUUAAAAAAUAUAUAUGUGAAGCGCAUUGUAUUGUAUUGUAUUGCUAUACUGUAGCUUGUAUGAAAUGUGCUAUACAAAUAAAAUUGGAUUUGAUGUAAUUGCAGCCUGGAAGUGGACCUUAACUGAUCUUAUCUUAUCUUGUUGCAGCCUGGACGUGGACCUUAACUGAUCUUAUCUUAUCUUGUUGCAGCCUGGACGUGGACCCCAUAGAGCUGAAGGACUGGGAGAACACUCUGCUGAAGAUGAGCUCCAGCAACUGUGAGAUGUCCGAGGACCUGGAUGACAUCUUCAACCACGACAUCCUGUCAUAUGUGGAGGAACAUCUCUUAAAGGAGAACGGAGGACUCAAGAUGCCCGAGCAGCUGGACUCACUGCUGGGGUCCGUCAGUGUCAACAAUCCAAUCCUGGAGGUACCAGAGUGCCUUACAAAUGUCAACCUGCAGGGGAAUACCAUGAUGCCUGGAGGAAAGGGCUUCAACUGGGGGGUUGAUCCCCAGCAGAACCAGUUGCUCGGGAUGGGAGGCCCGAGUGCGGCUGAAACAGGGAGUAAAAUUCAGGGCAUGUUGAAGCUGACACACAUGGGUCCUCAGAUGGGAUUGAACGGCCCCACACUCCAGCAGGCUUCCUCCAGCAACACCUAUGCCCAAUCCCUUGGAAAGAACCUGGGCCUGCAGAGCAACGCUAACCCUCUGCCCUUUAACCCUGCCCUGGCUGGCUCCUGUGCCCAGGUGCGGCAGAACCAAACCAAGGGUAGGCAGCAAGGCCUCCAGGCCUCUCAGAUCCUGUCCAGCCCUGGUAAAGGGCUGGCGUCUUAUUCCCUGAGACAACAGAUACAGCCAGGCCUUGCCAAUCAGAGCUCUGCCACUCAGCUCAUCCCCACUCCUAUGGGUCUGCCAAUCCAGAGCCAGCUGCAGGGGCGGGGCAUGAAUGAUCAGCUAAUGAGAUUCCAGGACCAGAGCUCCAUAAGCCAAUCAGAUCCCUUUGCAGUGCCCGGUCAGGAAACCAUGUGGAUGCCCUUGCCCUGCUCCAUGCCCAAAUCCAACAUGGUGGAAACCUUUGCCCAGAAUAUUUCAAAUCAACAACAAGACGUCAUUCUAGAUCCCAACCCGGCUAGCUGCCUACAAGGACACUUUUCCCUGCAGACCCAGAACAGUCUGAAUCAGGGACAGUCUUACCAGCAACAGCAGCAGCAGCAAAUGCUGCCCACGAUGUUACCCCAACAAAAUAGACACCAAAACAAUGUAAUGGGCAGCUUUUAUAAUAACCAGGUGUCUGACUUCCAAAUAGCUCCCCAACUCCCCAUCCCUGGGCUCCAGGCCCAGCCACAACAGAACUCUCAGGCCCAGAACUAUAACAGGGCUCAAACAACAUCAGGCCAGUACAGGCCUCAAAAGACCUCUGCUGUCGUCGCCCCUCCUCUCGUCUCUUCCAACAGCUGCAUGUUCAGCAGCACCAACCCCCCCCUGGUUCCUGUCAACGGGAUCCGUUUCACCCCCAACACGGCCCUUGGUUCCCUGGUACCAUCCUCCUGUCAGAGGGCCACGGCCCCCCUCCACGACCAGAGUCCCUCCCAGGCCUCCUGCUACUUCCAGAGGAACACCAGCGGGCCCAUCGUGGGGUCCUCGGCAAUCCCACAGGAUGACACCAACAUCAGCCCUCUGUCCUGUCAGGUGGGGCCUGGUCUAACCCCUGGGGGCCUCACACCAGACAGCCUGCUGGUCCAGCAGCAGUACCUCAACAGCAACGGGCAGACACAGGUAAUACAGGAACCAGUACUUUAAUUUAACCUUUAUUUUAACAGAUUGUCCCAUCGAGGUAAAUAUACCUAUUUUUCAAGGGAUGCUUGUUUCAUUAUUACAACCAGAUUACAACGUUUGUAAUUGCACCAGUAUUUAAGGUUUUACUAGUAGGAUAGUUAUUAUGAGCCACGAGGGGGCCUUUGGGAUGAAUGUACAGUAUCUGUUUCAUAUUUGUCUUUGACGUAUGUUGAAGCAUUUAGAGCCAAUUACUCUGUUUUAUGUACUUGUACACAAAUUUGAAGAUUUUCUUUGUCCAUUGUUGGUGGUUUCUUUGAGAAGGGUAUAAUGAGGAUUUUUAAAGCACUCAAACAAGUUAGUAUGCUGUGGGUUGCAUGCAUUACAUCCUCCCCUUGUCUUUGUGAUCUGUUGUGGCUAACUUCUUCCUAAUUGGUCCAUUAUUUACUAUCCAGGUCACAAACUGUCCAAUGGAGGAAAACAUAUCGUUCCAGUUCCCGUCCCUGCCCAAUGGAACCACAUACUUCUCAGAGAACAAUCAAACCAACUGUUGCGACUUCUAGAAGGUUCUACAUGGUAGGAGGAACCCGCCUUUUCCGCGGCUGAAUGGAAUUUGUUGAGACACUGAUGUGUAGCCCUCGUCGUUAAACAAACAGACACACGGACACAGACAGACUCACACAGCCAGGUGCCUUUGGGGAUUCUACCACCACCAUGCCUUACUUCACCAAGGAGACUAGGAGACUGGCCAAGAUGGCUUCCUUCGUUUCUCUUCUAUGCGUCUCAAAUCCUAUGUUUGGAUACAAGAUACAGAGCGUUUGGACCAGAGGGCCGUGUGGCUCCUUUUUCUUCUGCAACCAGACUGACUGUCACUGGAGCUCCUCCUUGACUUGCUUUCACCUUGGGUGUGCAUGCCCUGGUCAAAAGUAGUGCACU
Messenger RNA from Coregonus sp. 'balchen', 19811 nucleotides. NCBI's taxonomy places the organism in Eukaryota, Metazoa, Chordata, Actinopteri, Salmoniformes, Salmonidae. The record is from the annotation of a GenBank genome assembly.